Molecule: messenger RNA, 806 nt
Organism: Tarenaya hassleriana
Lineage: Eukaryota; Viridiplantae; Streptophyta; Magnoliopsida; Brassicales; Cleomaceae
Product: signal peptidase complex subunit 3B
Exons: 6
Coding region: 125-628 (167 amino acids)
Biological process (GO): protein targeting to ER
Cellular component (GO): signal peptidase complex; membrane
Source: RefSeq, a predicted model, not a curated record
AAAGAUUCAAAGAGGAAAAAAAACGUUCUUCUUCCUCACCGUCCGGUCAAACAGACAGAUCGCGAAGCGAACUCGGUAAACGGAAAGUGCCCUAACCAGCGAUUUGAAGGGGGAAGGGCCAAAGAUGCAUUCUUUUGGUUACAGAGCCAAUGCUCUGCUCACGUUCGCCGUCACGAUUCUCGCGUUCAUGUGCGCGAUCGCCUCCUUCUCCGACAAUUUCAACAAUCCAACUCCUUCUGCUCAGAUCCAGAUAUUGAAUAUCAACUGGUUUCAGAAGCAACCCCAUGGAAAUGAUGAGGUCAGCUUGACACUGAACAUAACGGCAGACUUGCAAUCACUAUUUACUUGGAACACAAAGCAGGUUUUCGUGUUUGUAGCGGCAGAGUAUGAAACCUCGAAGAAUUCCUUGAACCAGGUUUCUCUGUGGGAUGAUAUAAUACCCGAGAAAGAACACGCCAAAUUCUGGACCCAAAUCUCAAACAAGUACCGUUUCAUUGAUCAGGGACACAAUCUCCGCGGCAAAAACUUCAACUUGACAAUGCACUGGCAUGUCAUGCCCAAGACUGGGAAGAUGUUUGCUGACAAGAUAGUGAUGUCUGGUUACCGUUUACCAAAGGCAUACAGAUGAUGACAAGGUCGAGUUUUUAGGGUUUUUGGUUUCGGUUCCAGUGGAAGAUUUGGUCUUUUAUACUGUAAAACCGGAAGAAGAAUUUCAUGUUUUGGGCAUUAAGAGACACCAGGGAGAGGUUCUUCAGUUGUUCAGACGCUUCAAUUCCAUGAUGCUAAGCAAUUGUUUUCCGGGAAAA